Messenger RNA from Closterium sp. Naga37s-1, 13265 nucleotides. NCBI's taxonomy places the organism in Eukaryota, Viridiplantae, Streptophyta, Zygnematophyceae, Desmidiales, Closteriaceae. The record is from the annotation of a GenBank genome assembly.
AUGGAUUUCGGUUUCGGUCUAUUCUUACCCAAACGGCAAAGUCCCGAGCCGCCGAAAUCCGCAUCAGGCGCAUCAGCGACAAGCCCCCGCGCAUUCACUGCUCCAGGCGCGGAUUCCUCCUCCUCGUCUCUCCUCUCCUUCGGUCCGUACGUCCCACCCGUCAGCGACACCAUUAGCAGCAAGCCUCUGAGCGCAUCAGUCGCCGCACUUUCCGCUGGGUCCUCUUCCUCCACCGCCUCCUCUUCCCACAGCCAGGUCACUGCCACCGCGAAACGCGGCGGGACUUCCGGCGCAACUCGUGCUGGUUUGCCUGCCGGGGGUAGGGAUUCAGGGGGAGGUGGAUCUUGGGUCGGUGGCUAUGGGGGAGGAGGAAUCGCGGGAGGUUCGGCUCAUGCUGGAACGCGUGGUGAGGGGAUGGUGGGGAGAGGAGCGGUGAGGAAUGCUGUGGGAGGCGUUAGCGGCGGUGGUAACCAUAUUACCAGCGGUUUUGAUGGUGAAAGUGGUAUUGUUAGUGGUGGGGAUAGGUUCAAUGGUGCCAGGACAACAAGAACUGCAGCAGCAGGUUCAGGAGGCAUGGGGGGAAUGGGUUACUUAGAAGGAGGAGCAAGAGGAGCGGGACGAGAAGCAGGGGUUCCAGACGGCAGAACAGGGGCAAUUAGGGCAGAACGGGCUAGCGCUGCUGGUACGUUCUCCGCCGGCCCUACUGGCACCUCUCGUGUCAACCCUAUCCGUGCCUCUGCUGGCGCUGCUGAUGCCACUGAUGCUGCCACCAGCACCAGGAGCAGCAGCAGCAGCAGCAGCAGCGGCAGCAGGGGCGGAGUGGCAGGGAGCAGCAAGUCGGAUUUACUGUCUCGCGACUUAUGGAUGAAGGACAGCCAUGCACUGCACUGCUACGCGUGUGACGCGCAGUUCACCAUCCUCAACCGCCGCCACCACUGCCGCCGCUGCGGCCGCGUCUUCUGCGGCCGAUGCACCCAGCGCUCCAUCCCCAUGCCCUUCCUUCGCCGCGACCAGGCACGCCCGCUCCUGCCCGCUGCUGCUUCUGCUGCUGGUGCUGGCGGUGCUGGUGCUGCUGGCGGUGCUGCUGCUGCUGCUGGUGGUGGUGGUGGUAGUGGUGCUGGGGGUAAUUUUGCCGGUGGUGCUGGUGCUGGUGGUGUUGGUGUUGGUGGUGGUGGUGGUGGUGGUGGUGGGGUUCAGGAUGUUGCUACUGAGAAGGUUCGGGUGUGCGACCAGUGUUACGCCGAGGCUCUCAGCUUGCCUCGGAAAGACCCCCAGCCUAGAGGCGCAGGUUCGGCGUUUCGGGAAGCGGCAGAGGUGGGAGAUGGGGGAGGAGGAGGGGGCCAGGGGAGGGGAGGGAGGGGAGAAGGGAGGGGAGGAGAAGGGGAUAUGUGGGAGUGGGAGGAGGGAGGGAAGAUGAGGAGGGGAGUGGGAGGGGGGAGGGGUCAGAGUGGAGCAGUAGAGAGAGAGGGAGUGUACGGGCCCGGCAUGGGGCCUGGUAUUGGGCCUGUUAUGGGGAGGGGUGCGCAGAAGAGUGUUUCAGUGGGGGAGGGGUGGGGAAGAGACAACAGGGGUGGGUAUAGCGGAGAAGGAGGAGCUCCGUUGGGCUUCAGACGGCAGCAGAGCAGUGGGUUGGCGGAGGGCGUGGGAGAAGGUGGUGGAGUGGGUGGCGGUGGUGGGGGUGGAGUUGGGACGCAGUAUGAGUUCAGGCACCCGAAAUACAGGUCGGCGUUGGUUGGAGUUAUUUUGGUGUAUGACGACUUUAGGGAAGAAGAGGAGGAAGAUGAAGAGGAGGAGGAAGAUGAAGAGGAGGAGGAGGAGGACGAGGAAGAGGAUGAGUGCGAGGAGGACGAUGAUGAGGAGGAGGAGGAUGACGAGGAAGAGGAGGAGGAGGAGAUGGGUCUUGUAGGGCUCAGUGGUGCGCAGGCAGCGCAGCACGAGGGGGGGAGGAACGAGAGGAGUGGGUCGGACCCGAAGUGGAGGGCUAGUAGAGAGGCGGUAGUGGAAGGGGAAGAAGGGGAGGUGGAGGCCCUCCCUCCGCCACACACCACAGCAGCAGCAGGCACAAGCGACGGGACCACACUUCCCCCAAGCGAGCCGCAAAAGUCGCAUGAAAAGGAGAACAUCAGCAAAGAGACGGCAGGCGAUGACGCCAGAAAAGGCAUUCCAAUCAGCAACGCGCCAAAGCCCAAGGAGCCGUACGAGCGACUGGGGUCGAUCAAGGGGUGGGGCGGCUGGGAGCAUCUCGGGGCGGCGGUGACAGAGGAGGAGAGUGACAGAGAGAGUCCGUCCAUGUGGGACCUCGCUUACUUCCCUCUCGGGUUCACUAGGACGUUUGGUCUUGGGCUAGGCGGGGGAAAGGCGGGGGGGAGUAGGAUGGGCGGUGGUGGGGGAGGUAGUGGUGGUGGUGGUGGUGGUGGUGGUGGCGGUGCUGUGGGUAAAUCGUCGUCGGUUAAUGCGCUUGAUUCGUUUCCGUUCUCGCUCAUCUCCCCUCGAGGGCCCAAGCCUGCUGCUGCCUUGCCUGCUGCUCUUGCUGCUGCCGCUCCUGCUUCUGCUGCCAGUAACACUCCAGCUGCUGUGUUACCACCGGCAGUAACAGCAGCAGCCGAGCAGGGUCCGCCUCCUCUCUCACGUCCCAACACGCUUCCCCACCCCAGCACAAACGGGCAACACGCCAACCUCAAAGGUGCCCCUAAUUCUGCCUCUACUGCUGCCACUACUGUCCCUGAUGCCUCUAGCGACAACCGCACUGUCACGGCUGCUACCAUUCCCAACUCCUCUGGACCUGCAGAGAGCAGGGUUGGUAUUGGCAGAGGGGGCCCUGUUGGUCGAGUGGAAGGGGGGGACAGCAUGGGUGGGGGCUUGGGAGCGGCAGGGAGGACGAGGAGUGGGUUUGGGCUGGAAGAAGGGGAGGAUGUGGAGGACAGCGAUUGGUGGUGCCGGGACAGGUGGACGCUGGGGAGGAAGGCAGGCAGGGGUGGUGGUGCUGCUGCUGGUUUGAGCACGCUUGAUGCUGCUGCUAGGCAGGGAGUGGGAGUAGGGCGGGGGGAGCAGUGGCAGCGAGGGGAGAUGGGUGAGGGAGCAGCUGUAGGUGUGAGGGAGGCAGGAGCAGAGGGAGUGGGUGAGAUAUUUCAAGAUAAGGGUGGCGCCAACACAGCAGUUGAGAUCAAACGUGGCACUGAGAGGACAGGGUGGACUCAUGCUGCUGCCCCUGGUGCUGCUGCCUCGGCAGUUUCUGCUGAAAUGGGAUCAGGGGCAACAGCAGCAGGACCAGAAGCAUCAUCGAAUGCUGUGGCAGCAGGAUUGUCAGCAGAAGCACCAGCAGCAGGCAGCGUAGCAGGAAUGCCUGUCAAAGCAGGCAUAACGGAUUCACAGCAGCAGCCGCAGCAGCAGAAGCAGCAGCAGCAGCAGCAGUCAGUGGGGCGAGGAGCACAAGGGCCGCAGUACGAUGUGGUGAAGGGGCCAGCGCUGCAUAUCCGCACAGGCAGCCAGGACCUCUGGCGCCCCGGGGAUGACCUCCAUGCCGCCCCUGCUGCCCCUGCUGCUUCUGCUUCUGCUGCCUCUGCUCCCGCUGCUUCUGCAAUUGCCGCUGCUACUGCUGCUGAUGCCGCUGCUGCAGCGGCUGCUAAUACUGGCGGUGGUGCUGUGGGUGGUGUUGGGGGCAGGGGAGGGGAGGUCGGAGGAGGGGUUGGAGGAACAUGGGGAGGAGCAGCAGGGGGAAGCAGCGUGCUUGUUCGGGCUGGGUCGUUUGGAGUGGUUGGGUCCGGAGUGGAUGAUCGGAUUGGGGCGAUGGUGGUUGCUACUCCCACUGCCUCUGGCUCUGCCACUCCCAGACCCCGAUCCAUACAGGAAGAUACAGAUGCAGGGGAGGAGGCGGUGGAAGGAGUGGCGUCCGGAUUCGGCGUAUCUCCGUACCUGCAGUCGUCGUACGGCUCGUCGUCCUCCGAGUGUCCAGAUGCAGUGAAUCUGGAGGCGAAUAGCAAGCUCUGGGAGACGCCGCCUCCGGAUUCGUCUGCACUUGGGGGAGGUGGGAUCCAGGGCAGGGGCAGGGCGAUUGCAUAUGUGGAUGAGGAGGAUGAGGAGGGAAGCUGGUGGAAUGAGAGAGGAGGGGGAGAUGGAGAAGGAGAAGGGGAAGGAGAUGGAUGGGAUGCAGGCAGCAGCACUGGUCAGUAUGGUGAUAGCUCAUCCUCGGUUUAUGGGGGUGGGGAGGGGUGGCAGGCAGAUGGACAGAUGGGGGUAUACAGUGGAGCAGGAGGAGGAAGAGGAGGAGGAGAAGGCGGAGCAACACGAACAGCGGGGAAAGAGGGAGGAGGAGGCGCUACAGCUGCUGCUGCUGCUGCAGUACCGGCAGGGGCGGGCACAGUGCUACCAGGCAGUGUGGACGCACGGGAGAGGCUAAGGGAGGUGGUGGAGGGGCAUUUCAGCGCGCUAGUGGAGCAGAUGCUCAAAGCAGAGGGGCUGCAGGCAGGGGGAGAAGGAGACCCGGAAGGGUGGCUUGAAGUGGUUCGGCGCCUGGCCUCCGAAGCUGCGUCGCUGGUUCGGCCGGACUCGAGCUCGAUGGGGGGGUAUAUGGACCCUGGGGGGUACAUUAAAGUGAAGUGCAUUGCAGGGGGCAAGCGCAGUGAGAGUUGCGUGGUGGACGGGGUGGUGUGUCGCAAGAACGUGGCCAACAAGAGAAUGGCAGCGGACAUCCGGUGGCCGCACAUCGCUCUGCUCGCCUCCACGCUCGAGUACCAGCGCUGCCCCAACCGCCUCUCCUCCAUCGACACGCUGCUCGCCCAGGCGCCUAGAGAGAGAAUGGCAUCGGACAUCCGGUGGCCGCACAUUGCUCUGCUCGCCUCCACCCUCGAGUACCAGCGCUGCUCCAACCGCCUCUCCUCCAUUGACACGCUGCUCGCCCAGCCCCACUCGUUCUUUUCAUGCUUCCCCCUCCCUCACCUACCCAUCGAGCAGCAAGAGACCCAUUUGCGCCACAUGCAAGAGACCCAUCUGCGCCACAUGCUGCAGAAGAUCGAGCGCAAGUUCCGAGAUGUCUUAAACCCUCCCCGUCCCCCCGCCCUUCCAUUUUUUUCUCUUGUUUCUCCCUCUCUCCCUCCGCCCAUCCUACAGCAAGAGACCCAUCUGCGCCACAUGCUGCAGAAGAUCGAGCGCAAGUUCCGAGCAAGAGACCCAUCUGCGCCACAUGCUGCAGAAGAUCGAGCGCAAGUUCCGAGGUGUCUUAAACCCUCCCCGUCCCCCCGCCCUUCCAUUUUUUUCUCUUGUUUCUCCCUCUCUCCCUCGCCCAUCCUACAGCAAGAGACCCAUCUGCGCCACAUGCUGCAGAAGAUCGAGCGCAAGUUCCGAGCAAGAGACCCAUCUGCGCCACAUGCUGCAGAAGAUCGAGCGCAAGUUCCGAGGUGUCUUAAACCCUCCCCGUCCCCCCGCCCUUCCAUUUUUUUCUCUUGUUUCUCCCUCUCUCCCUCGCCCAUCCUACAGCAAGAGACCCAUCUGCGCCACAUGCUGCAGAAGAUCGAGCGCAAGUUCCCUCGCCCCGCUCCUCCACAAGCCCCCUCGCAAGCCUACCCACAAGGCCAUCAACAAGCCUACCCACAAGCCCCCCUGCAAGGCCACUCGCAAGCCUACCCCCAAGGUUACCCCCAAGGGCCGCCCAGCAGUCACGGCGGAUACUCUGUUCCAACCACACCCACGGGGGGAGCAGUGGGGGCGAGGGGGCGGGGUUUCCGGGGCGAAGGGGAGCCUGGGGCGGGGUUGAUGAGGCAGACUGGGGUGCUUGGCAGUGGUGCUUUCGGUGGUGGUAGUGGGGGUGGGGGGGCUGCUGUUGGGGGGUUUGGGGGUGGGUAUGGUGCUGGUGCUGGUGGUGGUGGUGGGGGUGGUGGUGGGGCGGUCUCAGCACCGCCAGCUGGCUCGGGCGGGCAGGUGGGCGGGCAGGUGGGCGGGCAGGUGGGCGGGCAGAUGGGCGGGCAGGCGGGCGGGCAGGCGGGCGGGCAGGCGGGCGGGCAGGCGGGCGGGCAGGUGGGCGGCAGUGUGCUGCUAGUGGAGGGCACAGUCUCCGGGUUCGCCCAGCAGUGGAUGGUGGAGCACCGCAUGUCUCUCGUCUUCAACGUCAAGCGCUCUCUGCUAGAGAGAGUGGCGCGCUGCACGGGAGCUAAGGUGGCCCAGUCCGCUGAGACCCUUGAUCGGUUAGGCCAGUGCCAGUGGUUCUGGACCAAGAAGUUUGUGGAGGAGUGGGAUGCGGUGGGGGGUGGUGGUGGUGGGGUGGGGACGGAGGGAGGUGCUGCUGAUGGGGGCGCCCACAGCAGAGCUGAAGCGGGUGAAGCGGGUGAUGCACUUUGCAGUGUUCGCCUCCCUGUACUUCUAUCCUCACCCCUUCUCCUCUCUUCUUCCUUCGCCCUCCCGGCCCGCUACACUCCCAUCCAGGUGCUGCUGAUGGGGGCGCCAACAGCGGAGCUGAAGAGGGUGAAGCGGGUGAUGCACUUUGCAGUGUUUGCCUCCUACCACCUCGCCCUCGAGACCUCCUUCCUCGCAGACGAAGGCGCCCUCCCCCCCGGCAUCGCUCCCUGCCCUCCUCUGUGUGCCGCAUUACCUCCUCCUGCUCCUGCUGCUCCUGUCAACUCCGCUCCUGCUGCUGCUGCUGCCCCCUCCUCUGGUGCACUGACUGGCUCUCAUCUGCCAGCUGGCGCUCAGCCAUUGGCCGGUGACGCUCCCGCAGCGCAGCCUCAUCUGCUUGCUGACGUCAUGGCUGCUGACGUGGCUUCCACAGAUGAAUCCGCUGCUGUGGAUCGUUCAGCUGGAACCGGUGCUGGUAGUAUUAUCACCCCUCCUCCUGCUAUAGUCACAUCUGUACCCGUUAGUAGCAGCAGCAGUGGCAGCAACAGGCCGUCACCUCGCCGGAUCGCACAGCUCUCAGCAUCCUUGUGGGCUAGUGGGGUGUCUGCUGUGAGAGAGGGUGUGCAGGAGAGUGGGGAGGGUGUGCGAGAGGGUGUGAGGGAGGGAGAAAGGCAAGGUCGAAAGGAAGAGGAGGUGGGUACUGGGGAUACAGGAGGAGAAGGAAGCUCAGGUGGAGGUGCAGGAGAGGCGGCAGCGGGAGCAGCAGCAGGUGAGGCGACGGGGAUUGCUCUUGGCACCGGUGAUGGUGAAGGAAAGGGGAGUGAAGCGAAUGCGACAGCACAAGGAGGGGCGUUGGAGAGUGAAUUGCCUGCUGCAGCACCAGCACCAGCGGAGGCAGCAGCAGAGGCAGCCGGUAAUGAUGGGAUUCUGCCUGUAUCAGCACAAGGGCAGCAGCGGCAGGUGGACGAGGGGCUAACUCUGAAGCAAUCCCAGCAGCCUGCAGGGGUGCUUUCUCCUCCUCCGCAGCAGCAGCAGCAGCAGGCGCAGCUGCGGCAGCAGGGAGGGCUCGCCCCUCUCACCCCACAGCCCCACCUGGCCCACCCACUGGCCCCGGUAUCACCGUCGGAGCACCAGUCGAUCCUGGUGUGGGCGUCCAGCCGCUGUGUGUCGCGCAAGCUGCUGUGUGAGGCGCCAGAGCUGAUGCGAAUCAAGUAUUAUGGAGAUAGGGACAUGCCGCUGGGGCACUUCCUGACCCAGUUUGUUCUCAACCCCCUCUGGCGCUGCAAGUGCGGCAUGCCAUCACAGGACCAUGUGCGUGUGUACUCGCACAAGGAGGGCUCCCUCACCAUCUCCGUGUUCCUUCCCUUCUCCCUGUCUCCCCUCCUUUCCUCCCUUCCUACCCACCCAGCGCUGCAACGCUGCAAGUGCGGCAUGCCAUCACAGGACCACGUAAGGGUGUACUCGCACAAGGAGGGUUCCCUCACCAUCUCCGUUCGCAAGGCCGACGACAUCCUUCCCCCCACGCAAGUGGCAGGGGGGCUGGGGGGAGGGGGAGCAAGCGGGGGGAGGGGAGCCUAUGGGGGAGGCGGAGGAGGGUACGGGGGAGGGGGAGUGAGUGCAGGAGCAGGGGAGGCGGACAUGGGGUCUGGGCAGGACUGUGCUGUGUCUGGUGUUGGAUCUGGUGGCUCUACUGGAGCUGCUUCUGUGGGCGGUGCGUGCCCGCCGCCCGCUGCCGCCCGGUGCAUCUGGAUGUGGCACCGCUGCCGGCAGUGCCGCCCGGUGGACGGAGUGGCGCCGGCCACGCGCCGCGUGCUCAUGUCCGAGGCCGCCUGCAAGCUGUCGCUGGGAAAGUUCCUGGAGCUUUCUUUUACGAAUCAUGUGGUGGUGGGGCGCCUGGCGGCCUGUGGCCACUCGCUGCACCGCGACUGCCUGCGCUUCUACCGGAGUGGCGAGAUGAUAGCCUGCCUGGCGUACUCGCCAAUGCACCUCUACUCCGUCUGCCUGCCUCCUCUGCGCCUGAGCUUCAACCACCGCCAGCAGCAGCAGUGGCUCGUGGACGAAUUCAAUGAUGUGGCGGAGGCAGCAGAGCGGGUAUUCAUGGACAUCAUGAACGCGCUUGAUGCCCUCGCAGCCCGACUAGCGCAGGGUGGCCCGCUGUCUGCCAGCCGCUUUCCGGAGGCACGGGCGAGCCUGGCGCUGCUGGAAGCCACUCUGCAGCGCGAUAAGGCGGCUCUGGAUAAAAAGCUCCAGCAGACAGCACCGGAUUUCGGUCUGCCCGUCGAGCAGCCCGUGACAGACAUUCUGGAGCUGAACCGAGUGCGGCGAGAUCUGACCGUCCAAUUGGCCGAGUGGGCGGAGCGGCUGCAAAGAUUAGCGGCUGAGAUUCAACAGCCGCCGCAGCAACCAGCCAGCCUGAGAGCAGCAGCCGUAGCGGCACCUCCAAUGCAAUCCGAAGCAGCAGUAGCCGCACCUGCGGCAGCAGGGUCGGAAACAGGCGGAGAAGAAGCAGGGCCUCUGCACCUCGCUGCCCGCUCUGCCGAGGCUCGGCGAAAGGAGGCCUGGGCGGCGGAGGCUCGGGAAACAGAGGCCCGGGAAACAGAGGCUCCAGGGACAGAGGCUCGGGGAGCAGAGGCUCCAGGGACAGAGGCUCGGGGAGCAGAGGCUCGGGAACCGGAUGCAGGGGGGACAGAGGUUACGGGAACAGAGCCCCGGGAAGCUGGGAGAGAAGGUUCCAAUUUGCCAGUAUUGGAAGGUUCGGGGAGGGAGGGGGUUAAAGAAGUGGGAGAGAGUGGGAGGAAGGCAGAGCAGGAAGGGGAGGUUGGUGCAGGGAGUGUUUUGGCUGAGGGUGGGGAGGUAGGGGUGGAGGAGAGUGGGGUGGAGGGGAAGGGAGAGGAGGUAGUGGAGGGAGAGGAGGGCGUUAAAGAGCAUGGGGUUGAGCAGAAGGGAGAAGAGGGUUUCAAGGAGAGUGAGGUUGAUGGGAGGUUGGAGGGCGGCAGCAGUAAGGGAGAAGUGGGGGCAAGUGGUGAGGCAGCGACCUCAAAUGUAAUGGGUGGUGGUGAUGCUGAGAGUGAGUGCGAGGAGGCUGAGGCAAGCAGCAUUGGUGCAGCAGCAGAUGCAUGUGGGGAGGAGAAGGCAGAAGCAUCUGAUGAGAGCCCGGCGCCCCUUACCGUUGAGGCGAGUGAGGAUAGGGAUGUUGAGGUGAAGGCAGGGGGUGCGGAGGCAAGGGAGGCGGAGACAGGGGAGGCGGAGACAGGGGAGGCGGAGACAGGGGAGGCGGGGACGCGGGAGGAGAAGGCUGGGGAGGAGAAGGAAGAGGAGGAGAAAGAAAUGGUGGAAAAUGUAGAGGAGAAAAACGCAAUGGGGAUGGAGGAAGUGAGAUUGGCAGGGGUUGCAUCUGAAGUGAAUAAGUCAACAGAAGAGGAUGCGGAGAAGCUUGAGGAGGGGAAGAAGGAGGACGAGUUGACUUCUCAGGCUGCUGAUGGCAUGGAUGGGGGGUGUGUGAGUGAGAUUGUUUCUGAUGCUGCUGCAGAGUGCGGGGAGGAUGCUCAUUCUGGGACUGAUGAUUCUGAUGGGACUGACGGGAUAGCACAGGGCGCAGCUUUGGCGUUGGAGAGUGGGAGAGACUUGAGAGACGCUGGCGUGAUGCCAGUACUGCCAGCCUCAGCUGGUAGCACUCCGCGUCUCUCACGUCGCUCCAGCCUCCCUCCCCGUGCGCCGCUGCCUGGCAGCUGGGUGGCUUCCGGAGGGACGGCAGCAGACGCACCGUCACCAGCAGCAAGCACACCGACCGCAGCAAGCACACCGACCGCAGCAGCUAGCAUGGCGGCAGCGGCAGCGAGCAAGGGUGCUGCAGAAGAGACACCAACAGCAGCUGCAGCUGCAGCGGCAGCGGCAGCGGCAGCGGAAACAGCCAUCAACAGCGAAACAGGGGGCGCAGCAGCAGGUGAAGAAGCAGUUCCUACUGUUUUCUCGCCUGAGACUGCCUCUGGACCUGCUCUGCAUCGGCUGUCUGCAGAUGCAGAAGCAGCGCCUGUGCAGCCCACCACCACACCCACUCCUGCUGCUGCUGCCCCUUCUGUAACCACACCUGGAAUUGAGGCAUCGCCAGCUGCCGCCGCUGCUUCUGCUGAUGCUGCUAGUGCUGGUGCUGGCUCUGCUGGUUCUGCUGGUGCUGCUGGUGCUGCUGAUUCUGAUGCUGCAGCAGCAACAGCGUCUGAGGAGGCAGCAGCGGCACCAUGCCGUGCCGUCUCUGGCUUCCAUUGGCAAGCUGGUGAGUGCUGGUGGGUAGCUGGUAAGUUCAGGUCGCUAGCAGGCACGCCUACCAACAACCCUGCAGCAACCACCACACUAUCGCCCCUCUCCCGCUCGCCGUCCUUCCUCUCUCUGGCCGGCCCCUCCAGUGCUGUGCCGUCUCUGGCUUCCAUUGGCAAGCUGGCCUUGCUGGGUAGAGCGCACGUGCUCCUCCCGCCAGGCAUCGGGGGGCGCAUCAUAGCGGUUUACGAGGACGAGCCCACGUCGCUCAUUGCCUAUGCCAUCUCGUCCAACCCCCCCACACCGUUCCCCAUCCCUAUAGGGAGUGUGUUUGGGCCUGGAGUAUCAGCCCAAGGGAUUGGUGGGAGUGGCAGGGCGGUGCGGCCGUUAGAGCCCGCCGCAGCCAGCAGAGAGGCGGGAACAGCAAUGGAUGUACAGUCCACAGCUGCAGAGGCAGCAGGGAAGGAGUCAACAGCAGGAGAGGGAAGAGGAGUCGAUCGGACUACAGGAAGGGGAGAGGGAAGUGGAGCAGAGUUGGCGAGCACAGGUGCAGGAGCAGCAGCAGCAGGAGAAGUGUGUGGGGCUGCGGAGGCCAGAAGUUUUGGGGGGGGAGAUGAUGGAAGGGGCAGCAAGGAUUGGGGGUCUAGUCGUACUAGUGACAGUGCAGCAGCCGCCCCCUGUGGCAGUUUGACGCGCGACAGCGGGCAGAGCCAUGAGUUGUGCGUUGCUGCUUCGACAGAGAGUGCUGCGAGAAUGGGUGCAUCGACUAAUGGAAGUGUAGGUGGUGCAGAGGGGAUGGGAGCGUGUAGGGGAGAGAGCGGGGAUGGUGGUGGGGGGGAUGGGGAUGGGUCGGAUAGGGUUGGUGGUAGUGGGGUUGGGUUGGCGAGCAGAGGUGUCGAGGCAUGUAGAGUAGACAGUGAGGGAGUGGAGAGCGGUGGAGUAGGAACUGGGGCUGAUAGUGGGGGCAGAGAGGAGGGCGUGCGCAAGCAAGAGGAGACAUCACUACAAGACCAGCCCCCUGCAUCCGCCAUGCAGCACAAACAAGUGCAACAAGAACCUUCAGAAGCAGCGUCAGAACUGCCGCAAUUGCAACAAGAACCAUUUCAAGCACAGGCAGAAGCGCAGCCAUCCGGGGGAGACACAGAGCCACUGCCAGGGCAAUCCUUAUCCCAGGAAGAGCUGGUGCCAGUGGUGUCUCGGGAAGAGCCGGUGCCAGUGCCCUCUCAGGAGGACCCGCUGCUAUCCCGGGAGAAGCGGCACGUGAAGGUGGCAUUCACAGUGGGCGGCAGCGACGACUCCCUGCCCUUCCCCGCCCUGCCCUUCCUCCCCGGCCCCACCAACAACCCCACCGGCACCACUGGCUCCAGCGGCAGCAGCAGCAGCAGCGGCGGCAUUAGCGGCCUUGGUGGCAUUACCGGAAUUGGUGGCAUGAGCAGCGGUGGUGGGAUGGGCAGCAGCGGUGCAUCGACGCCGGUGGGUUCUGGCAGUAGCAGCAGUCGUCGGCGUGGGGUUGCUGGCGGCAUUGGUGGAGGGAGCAGCGGCUCUGCAGCGUCCUUCCAGGUGACUGCCUACUUCGCCAAGCAGUUUGACGCACUCCGCCGCAAGUGCUGCUCGCCCUUCCCACCGGCGGCCCCCGGCGCUGCCGCAUCCGGCCAGCAGGGAGCUGCAGCCGAUACGGGAGACGGCGGGGCAGGAAUGGGAACAGCAGGGGCAGCAGGGGCAGCGGCAGCAGGGAUAGCAGGGGCAGGGGAGGGGGUGGUGGACGGGAGUGGCGAUUUGGAGUUUGUGCGGUCGCUGUGCCGUUGCAAGCGCUGGAGUGCCGAGGGUGGUAAGAGCUCCGUGUAUUUCGCCAAGACUGCGGACGACCGUUUUGUCAUCAAACAGGUGCAACGCAAGGAGAUACUGGCGUUUCUGGACUUUGCCAACGACUACUUCAAGCACCUCUUUGACGCAAUCGAGUCCGGCAACCCCUCGUGCCUCGCCAAAAUCCUCGGCCUCUACCAGGUGACAGCAAAGGGCGUGACAAUGGACGUGAUGGUCAUGGAGAACCUGCUCUACAGCCGUCGGAUCACCAAGCUCUACGAUCUCAAGGGCUCCCGUCGCUCCAGAUACAACGCAGACUGCUCUAAGAGCAGGGUACUGCUGGAUGAGAACCUACUAGAAGCCAUGCCCACGUCGCCCAUCUUCGUGGGGAAGCGAUCCAAGCAGCUGCUGGAGCGCGCCGUGUGGAACGACACUGCAUUCCUCGCGAAACACGCAAUAAUGGACUACUCGCUGCUGGUGGGGGUAGAAGAGGAGCGAUCAACACUAGUGGUAGGAAUCAUAGACUUUAUCCGCCCCUACACAUGGGACAAGCAGUUGGAAACAUGGGUCAAGGCGUCUGGGCUUCUAGGGGGCGGCGGGGCGGGCAAGGACUCUACUCCGACGGUGAUCUCCCCGUCGAACUACAAGAAACGGUUCCGGAAGGCCAUGCAGACUUACUUUGUGAUGGUGCCCGAUCAGUGGGUGCCGAGAGUGCCGGAAAUUGCUACCACGGCUGCUGGUGUGGUGGUGCCUGCUGUGCUGCCAUCUAGACUGGUGCAUCAGCAUCAAGGGACAGAGCAGGAGCAGCAGCAAGAGCACAAGAAGCAGCAGCAGCAGCAGCAGCAGCAGCAGCAGCAGCAGCAGCAGCAGCAGAAGCCGCGACAGCA